CGUGUCGUAUCAGCCAACGACAUCGAUCUUCAGCUUCGGGUUUCCUCCACCACGUCAGAGGUCAUCCUCCCGGAGCUCCAUUCUUUCGCCUGGCCUCAAUGAACCGUCACGGCCUCUCUACCUUCAGCCUUCCCUUUGACAUUCCUACGUUUUGGCAGUUUGCUGUGGACCCCGUUUUAUCGUUCAAAAUUAGGCAAUUAGACGUGCCGAUUCUGGAUGCAGCCAAGUGGGCACAGUGGUGGCACGCCUACGUAGCGCUCAACUUCUGCCUCCUCGAAGUCGUUUUCCAUUUGGCGGAACUUGCAGAUAGGAGCGAGGAGGACGAGAUCCCGUACGACGAGCCGAAGUUAUUGAUUCUCCAGGCCUGGAGGACAGACACGGACGGUGAGCUUCUAGGGAUCUUGUUCGGGGAAGUACGUAAUGGCCACCUAGAUUUGAUCACAGACGAAGUGCUGGUGUUUUUGACCCAACUGUUGGACGACCUACCUUUGGACAUCCUCUCGCGCUGCGACGAAAGGCCCGGGACUGCCACACUCGCCCGUACCUCGGCCCCCCGUCCCCUGUGGUCUACGUGCACGGAGCUCGACGUGGAUCAUUGCUACUAUCCCCCUGAGGGCGGUUACCAGGUCAUCAACGUCACUGAUCUCUCCUUCUGGGAUCCUCUCAUCAGGCGAGUGGACGUAGGAGAGACCAGCGAGGAAGUCGGAGAGGAGGAAGAGGGAGCAGUCGAGGAAGAGAUCGAGGAGAACGACCAUCUCCGGUACACGGAAGGAGAGGAAACGCCAGAAGAGGAAGAAUCGGAGGCUGAGUCAGACGAUCCCGAUUAUCAAGAAUCAGAGGACGCUAAGUCCGAAGAAGCCAGCUCGGAACGGGAGGAGACUGAGGAAGAAGAGGCUGGAUCGGGUGAGUCGAGCGGUCUCGACGAACUAAGCAAGGAAGAGAGAGAGGUCGUGGCACAGAGGAAACAGGCAGCAGCAGAAGGCAAGCGGUCGAUCGAGGAAUCAGGAGGGCCAUCGCCGCAAUUGCUACAGGGUGAUCCGACGCUCAAUCCGAUACUGCCACAAGAACAGGCCGAAGGAAAUGGAGGCGCCACGACAGAGGGAUCAGGAAGCCGGUGUCGCCGAAGAAGUGAAUCCCUGGCCCAAUCCCCUCCUCAGCCCAACCUUCGCCUAAGUCGAGAUGGGGGCGCUCGGGCUUCGUCCCCGAUCGUUAUCCCGUCGUCCGCACGACUUCCUCACUCUUCAGCAGGCUCGUAGGCCGACCCCCAUGCCCUGACGGAUGGCACCCCUUCCCGC
Messenger RNA from Chara braunii, 1295 nucleotides. NCBI's taxonomy places the organism in Eukaryota, Viridiplantae, Streptophyta, Charophyceae, Charales, Characeae. The record is from the annotation of a GenBank genome assembly.